CUCUUCCUCAGCAGCCUCUUAGCUGCGCUGGUACGCGUGAUGGGCCGCAGAAAGCUUCAAAUACUUGCCCGCCCUGGAGGUUGUCUGGUGCAGGUCCACAUCCGGCGCGUUUGCUGUUAUCCCCACCGGUACCAGCUUCACAAUGGCUUCCAUCAAGUCUCAAGUGGGUUUUAAGCCACUGCACCCUAUUAUUGCUGCUGAAUGCUAUGGUGUCGACUUCUCGAAGCCUGUACCACCUGAGGUCGUCACCGAAAUCGUCCAAGGGCUGGCCAAGUAUGGUGUCCUUGUCUUCAGGAAGGCACAGCUCGACGACGCGCGACACGUCGCCUUCGCGUCUCAGCUUGGCGAGCUAGAUGACUCGACUCCAUACAUCAAAGCCGGACGAAAACAUAGGCUUGCGCCAUACACCGAGCUCUUCGACGUGAGCAAUCUUGAUGAUGACGGCAAUCUUGUCUCGACCGAUAGUCUACGAUACCAGCUCGGGCUGGGCAACGGCCUCUUCCAUGUGGACUCUGCCUUCAACCCCCGUCGCGCAGGCUAUUCCGUACUUAGAGCUCACCAACUGCCUCCCAAGGGCACGGGAGGGGCUACCGCAUUUGCCGAUACUCGCACGGCCUACGCGGAUCUGGACGGCGACACUAAGGAGCGGAUCCAAGAUUACGUGGUCAAUCAUUCCUUGUGGCAUAGCCGGCGCCUCGCGGCCCCUGACUGCGAAUUUCUGAAGGGGAUGAUUCCCGAACAACACUUCAUGGGCCGCCACAAGCUCGCGCAGCUGCACGAACCUAGCGGCAGGAUGAAUCUAUACAUUGCCCAUCAUGCCCAUCACAUUGAGAGUUUGGGAAAGGAAGAGGGACAGCAAAUCAUUAGGGACUUGCUGAAGCACGCGACUCAGGACAAGUAUACAGUUGAAGUAGACUGGGAGAACAACGGCGAUAUCAUCAUAUGGGACAAUACUUGCGUCAUGCACAAAGUUUGCCGCGGUUCCUUCGAGGGGAAAUAUGUCCGUGACAUGCGCAGAGCCACUGUGCAUGAUGCUUCUUCCACUGCUUGGGGCUUAAACGAAAGGACUGACUUUCGCGCUGGGAUGCCAUAAGAAGUCGUUGCGGAGGCAGCAGAAAGAACGCAAGAGGUUCCGCGGGGUUAUCAAGGGCGCCAGAGCAACGCAUUUCUCAAGGGCCACGGAAGCACAUUAACAGGAAUGUAAAGCACUGGUUAGAGUCGCUGCAAGGUGUUCGUACAAAUCUUCUGAUAC
Trematosphaeria pertusa is the source of this 1252-nucleotide messenger RNA. Its product is annotated as Clavaminate synthase-like protein. Gene Ontology annotation, molecular function: oxidoreductase activity. NCBI's taxonomy places the organism in Eukaryota, Fungi, Ascomycota, Dothideomycetes, Pleosporales, Trematosphaeriaceae. The record is from RefSeq and is a predicted model, not a curated record. The transcript is spliced from 2 exons. The coding region runs from base 143 to 1093 and encodes 316 amino acids.